AUGCAAUUACAAAAUACUAUCUUAAACACCUUGAAAUUCAUCAAUAAACCAACUCAUAUCCAAAUAUCAAAAUCAUUGGGCAACUUAUCCAUUUCUAUUAGACAAAACCCACAACAAUUGUAUGAAACUUAUAAUUAUAUGAAGCAAUAUUCUCAUUAUAAUUUUGAUUCAAAAUAUAAAAAUUGGUUUGAAUUGAAUAAAUUUGAACAAUCGAAAUUCAUGGAUACUUAUAUUAAUAAACAUGAAUUGAUUAAUCAAAAUAAACAAGCUUCAAAUGCUAUAAAGCAAAUGGAUAAUGAAAAUAAAGAUGUUAAUUUUAUGUUUUUUUAUCUUUAUGAACAUUUAAAACAACAAGCUGAUCAAGUUGAUACUCAAGAAGUUGUUUUCAAAGAUGAUAUUUAUGAUUUGUUGAUUGAAAAAGGAGAUUAUUAA
Messenger RNA from Hansenula anomala, 432 nucleotides. RefSeq lists its product as uncharacterized. The transcript has a single exon. The record is from RefSeq and is a predicted model, not a curated record. The coding region runs from base 1 to 432 and encodes 143 amino acids. NCBI's taxonomy places the organism in Eukaryota, Fungi, Ascomycota, Saccharomycetes, Phaffomycetales, Wickerhamomycetaceae.